Messenger RNA from Strongylocentrotus purpuratus (purple sea urchin), 1504 nucleotides. RefSeq lists its product as uncharacterized. NCBI's taxonomy places the organism in Eukaryota, Metazoa, Echinodermata, Echinoidea, Camarodonta, Strongylocentrotidae. Bases 107 to 1504 code for a protein of 465 amino acids. The record is from RefSeq and is a predicted model, not a curated record. The transcript has 5 exons.
UUUGAUACAUGCGUCUUCUGGCAAUUGAAUUCGAUUUGAUACAUGCGUCUUCUGGCAAUUGAAUUUGAUUCAAUACUCGUGGCAUAUUAAGUCAAACUUCACAAAGAUGGAAUGGAUACAGAGCGAGAGGGGUGGGCGAAAGCUCCUCCUGGGAGGAUACAUGUACGUCAAGCAAAAAGAUUUGGCAGAUGGGUACGAGGGCUUUGAAUGUGAGCUACGAAGGAACACACGACAAUGCAGAGCAAAAAUUAAGGUCAUGGGUGAUAACCAAUUCCGCGAUAGAACGGAGCAUAACCAUCCGCCUAACCAUGGUAGAAGCAAUGCUACGAAGGUUAAAGCAGCAACGAAGAGAAGGGCCACUGAGUCCAAUGAAAGACCACAACAGGUGCUUAUGGCGACACUAUGCGAGGUAACAGAGGAAGGGCGGGCAGCGCUACCAUCACUAAACAACAUGAGGAGGAAUAUCCGGAGACAGCGCCAAGAGAACCCAAACGCCCUCCCCAUUCCCAUGACUGUGGAAGAUCUGGAAAUCCCUGUAGAUCAACGAUUGACGCUGGGUGGAGAGCUUUUCCUUUAUCACGACUCUGGAAGAAACGACCCUCGCCGGAUUUUAGUGUUUACUACGGAAAGGAACCUUCAGUUGCUGUCAACGUCUGAAAGUUGGUUCGCUGAUGGCACGUUCAAGGUAGUGCCGACCAUCUUCUUCCAGUUGUGGACAAUCCACGCCACAUAUGAGGGACAUGUGGUGCCUUUGGUUUAUUGCCUCAUGCUAAAUAAGGACCAGGCGUCAUAUGCAAGGGUACUAGCAGCACUACAGGAGGGAAGGGCGUUCUACCCAACCAGAAUCAUGAUCGACUACGAAUUUGCAGCGAAGAACGCAUUUUCCCAGGCAUUUCCAAAUGCUCACGUUCAAGGAUGUCUUUUUCAUCUCUGUCAGAGGAUACAUGAACGGAUCAAGCAAGAAGGGCUGCAGGUGCUCUACAACGACGAUGAGGAGAUCCGGACACAGGCGAGAAUGAUAGGAGCGAUUGCAUUUGUGCCAGUGGAAGACACCGUGGAGGCGUUUGAAGCCUUGGCAGGCAUUGCAAGGGCAGAGCUGCAACCUGUCCUCAAUUAUUUUGAGGAUACUUAUGUGGGUCGACCUCAAAGAGCCGCGGGACAUGGUCGCCAGGCAGCGAGGUUCCCGCCCAUAAUGUGGAACAUGUUCAAUGCGACACUGCAGGGGGAAUUUCGCACGAACAAUCAUGUGGAGGGCUGGCACCGAAGGUUCCAGAUCGGCGUCGGUGCCGACCACCCCUCGUUUUGGCAGUUUUUGACCUGCCUAAAACGGGAACAUGCCAUGAACGAAGUAACGAUCGGACAAGCGCAAGCUGGAAUGGCGCCUCCCGCACCAUCGGGCAAGCGCAAGCUGGAAUGGCGCCUCCCGCACGUAGGAGAGUGUACCAAGAUACCAAUCUCCGGCUCAUCAGGCUCGUUACUAAUUACCAUGGGAGAGACAUUGUAG